Molecule: messenger RNA, 1426 nt
Organism: Molossus molossus (Pallas's mastiff bat)
Lineage: Eukaryota; Metazoa; Chordata; Mammalia; Chiroptera; Molossidae
Gene: RPP25
Product: ribonuclease P and MRP subunit p25
Biological process (GO): tRNA 5'-leader removal
Cellular component (GO): ribonuclease MRP complex
Molecular function (GO): RNA binding
Source: RefSeq, a predicted model, not a curated record
CACGCUCUCCCAGCCCUCCCACCAAGCUUCCGCGCCUUUCCCUCACCGCGCCUUUCCCUCACCGUUGCCCCUGCGGAUCCUUGCCGGGAGCGAUCCUUGCCGGGAGCGAUCGGCAGCCAUGCAGCCCCGGGGCAGAGGCGGCCUCUUGGCGAAUACCACGUCUCCGCGAUCCGGGCAACGACGGUGCAUGGAGAACUUCCGUAAGGUGCGCUUGGAAGAGGCGCCGGGGACAGUCGGGACUGAGGGGGGCGGCCCAGGCUCUAGCCCCUUCGCCAAUUUGGCGCCGUGCGCUGUGUACAUGCGGGUCAAGGAGGGCAGUAAGAUCCGAAACCUGCUGGCCUUCGCCACUGCCAUCAUGGCUCAGCCAGCCACGCGUGCCAUCGUCUUCAGCGGCUGCGGUCGGGCCACCACCACGACCGUCCCGUGUGUGGAGAUCCUCAAGCGCCGCCUGGCUGGCCUACACCAGGAGCUGCACUACCGGAGCGUGUGCGAGGUUUGGCAGAGCCUCCCACUAGUGCCCACGCCCGGGCAGAAGUCUAGCGAGCGGGGCUCCAGUCUCGGUGUACUUAAGAACGUGUCCAGCCUCGCCAUCCUACUUUCCAAAGAUGCACUGAAUCCACGCCAACCCAGCUACCAGCCCCCGAGUCCCCAUUCUGGCUCCUUGUCCCAACCAACCGCGGUGAAGACCAAAAGGAGCCUCGUGGAACCCCUGGCUGGAGAAGGCCCAGAGAAGCGGUCACAACCUCAGCCAGGUGUUGCGGAAGAGGACCAGAUGGCCUGAGAACUCCAAACUCUGAGCCAACUAGACGGCCUGAAUUUUACACCCAGCUCCUCAGCCUUGAGAUACACCUCCAGCUGUUCACGCCUCCAUCUUCUGGGGCUCACAGCCUGGUUUCAGCUCCUCAGACUGCGAUCAUGAACCCCACUGCCACAAGAGAAGGACCCUAGGGAAGCUUUGUGGGGCAGUUGACCCUCCACUUGUGUUAACCCGAAGAUGCAGAAUUCCACCUUCAGCACUGCUGAGCCCUACUGGGACCUUCUUCAGGGAGGGAAUGGUGGGCAGUGGGACUCUUGAGCCUUGCCCAAGGACCCACAAGGUUAAGGCCACCUAGCAUUCAUGGAUGUGGAAGGUGAUGGAAGCUCUUGGAAUCAUCCUCAUCCAUUGGCAGCAGAGGGCAAGGAGUGAAAAAGACUGGGGGCCAGGGGAGCCCCAUUCUUCCCCUUACCCCCCAGGACAGUUUACCUUUCCUUCCCCUGUUGUAAAGGAGCAUUCUGAGAUCGUGGUGGCAGAGGCAAAGCUACAGGCUCUAGCUCUUUUAACAUCCCCUCUGCCCCAAGCUGGUCCAUAAGGAAGAGACCCAGGACAAAACUCUCUGCCUCCUCCCUUGAGCCCUGUAGCUGGAGUAAAACAAAUAAAAAUGCUCUG